This is a messenger RNA of Lycium barbarum (goji berry), 638 nucleotides long. RefSeq names its product thioredoxin H-type 1. Lineage: Eukaryota; Viridiplantae; Streptophyta; Magnoliopsida; Solanales; Solanaceae. The record is from RefSeq and is a predicted model, not a curated record. The transcript is spliced from 3 exons. The coding region runs from base 84 to 443 and encodes 119 amino acids. Gene Ontology annotation, molecular function: protein-disulfide reductase activity.
UCUCUGCAUUGAGCGUUGGUUUACGAGAAGCUAAGGACUUGUUUGGUUUUUAAAUUUCUGAUUUCCAAAAAAUCUGUGAGAAAAUGGCAACUUCAUCUGAGGAAGGACAAGUGAUUGGCUGCCACAAGGUUGAGGAAUGGAAGGAGCACUUCCAGAAGGGCGUGGAAACCAAGAAACUGGUGGUGGUGGACUUUACUGCUUCCUGGUGCGGCCCUUGCCGUUUUAUUGCCCCAGUUCUUGCUGACAUUGCUAAGAAGAUGCCCCAUGUUAUAUUCCUCAAGGUUGACAUAGAUGAACUGAAGACUGUUGCAGAGGAAUGGAAUGUGGAGGCAAUGCCAACAUUUGUGUUCCUUAAAGACGGGAAAGAAGUGGACAGGGUUGUUGGUGCCAAGAAAGAGGAGUUGCAGCAGACCAUUGUGAAGCAUGCUACUGUGACUGCUUGAUCAAGAAGAUGAUAUUCUAGUAUUUAGUGUUGUCUUCUGAAAUAACUAUGGAUGGUUGUAUGUUUUAUUAUCCACCAUGUUUUUAUUGCUUUUGUGAAACCUUUGUCUUGGUGCUUGGAAUCUGAUAUUUGUGCAUAUGGUGUUAUUACUGGUGUAAGGCUAUAUGCCCAUGUCUAUCGAAAGACUAUUUUCAGA